UGGAGGUGAUGGGGUGGCAGUGGAGUUUUUGGAGUAUUGCUGUAUUCAAUACAAUUUAAGAAAUGAGAACUUUUAAAACGUUUUCAAUUAUUAUUGAAAAGCCUUAUGUUGCUUUGUAUUGGUUUUAUUUAUUUUUGUUUCACAUUCUGGACAUAAAAAUGUUCUUUUAAAGACAAAAAUAAUUGAAUGUAAACAAAAUUAGAAACUGUUGUAAAACUAAAAGUUCUCUUACAAUAAAAGGACUAAACAUUAGCAUUCCAGGUAUCAGCUGGGAGGAGCUUGUGUCAUCUGUUCGCAGCUGAUAGAGAGGAUUUCACGCUCUGGGCCUCACGGCUUCUACUUCUUCUUCUUCUGGUUACUUCCUGCAUCCGCUCUUCUUCAUUUGCUUCUUCUUGUUCUUGACAGGUUGACUGCUCCUCAUUUCUUCUUCUUCUUCUUCUUCUUCUUGAUGUUCAUUUUCUCACGAAAGCGGCGAUGGCUGCAGUGAAAUCUUGAAAGCAGACGCCAGGACGUCAUGGAGGUCGACGGCAAAACGACCGAGGACCGAGCGGCGCAGUCGGCCGUUCGCGGGAGCCCCCCGGAGGACCGUUCCAAUGGAGAGACGGGCUCGGACUCGAGCGAGGAGAUGGCGGCGCCGGCGGCGUUGUUGACGUCGGACGCGGACGAGGUGGCCACCAAGGCCGUGGCGUCCUCGCCCGACGGCCGAUUCCUCAAGUUCGACAUCGAGAUCGGACGAGGAUCCUUCAAGAACGUCUACAAGGGCCUUGACACCGAGACCACCGUCGAGGUGGCCUGGUGCGAGCUGCAGACCCAGCGGCUGACCCGUGCCCAGCGUCAGCGCUUCGGAGAGGAGGCGGAGAUGCUGAAGGCGCUCCAGCACCCGAACAUCGUCCGUUUCUUCGACUCGUGGAAGUCGGCGCCGAACGGUCGCAAGUGCACCGUCCUGGUGACGGAGCUCAUGACGUCGGGGACCCUCAAGACUUACCUUCGCAGAUUCCGUCCAAUGAAGCUGAAACUGCUUCGGUGUUGGAGCUUCCAGAUCCUCAAAGGUCUUCACUUCCUGCACUCGCGCAGCCCUCCUAUCCUGCACCGGGACCUCAAGUGUGACAACGUCUUCAUCACGGGACCCUCGGCCUCCGUCAAGAUCGGAGACCUAGGCCUGGCCACCCUCAAGAAGGCCUCCUUCGCCAAGAGCGUCAUCGGAACCCCGGAGUUCAUGGCUCCCGAGAUGUACGAGGAGAAGUACGACGAGGCGGUGGACGUGUACGCCUUCGGGAUGUGCAUCCUGGAAAUGGCCACGUCCGAGUACCCGUACUCAGAGUGCGAAAACGCCGCUCAGAUUUACCGCAAGGUCACCAACGGAAUCAAGCCGGACAGUUUGUCCAAGGUCACAGUUCCCGAGCUGAAGGACAUCAUCGAGGGAUGCAUCCACACCAACAGCAGCGAGAGGUUCACAGUUCAGGACCUUCUGGAACAGCGCUUCUUCCAGGGUCAGCUGGGCGUUCACGUGGAGCCGGCCGAGGACGACGACGGCAGCAAGUCGGCGCUCGUGCUGUGGCUGAGGAUGGACGGCCCCAAGAGGCUUCACGGGAAAUACAAAGACAACAACGCCAUCGAGUUCCUCUACGAGCUCCACAACGACGUCCCCGAGGUGGUCGCCCAGGAGAUGGUGGUGCUGGGCUUUGUGUCGGAGGGCGACUACAAGCUGGUGGCGAUGGCCAUCCGAGACGGCGUCACCGCGAUCAAGCGGCAGCGGGUCAAACGGCGCCGAUUGGCCGAAGAGGCCGCCCGCCAACAGGAGAACGCCGCCCAGGAGAGCGAACGCCGCCCGCCCCCGCCUCUCAAGUCAGCCGAUCAGCAACGAGAGAACUCCGAAGCUACCGCCGCUUCCUGGCUGCAAGCCCCGCCCCCUGCCACAGUGACAUCCUCCAGUGGAGGCCAGGUGCAUGACGGAAGCCAAACGAUGGCCACUGCAGCGAAACGCCUGUCGGAAGCCGCUCCGGAAGCUGCUCCGGAAGCCCCGCCCCCUCCUGUCACUUCUCAGCUAAGCGCUUACGCCUCGCCCCUCCGGGCCCGUCUGUCAAAGUCUCCGCCCUUUCCUGUGCUGCGCUACCCCAGGAGCCUCGCGGUGUCGCAACAUGAGCCUACGCAAGCGGUACACGGGGUCUCCUCACCUGCCGACAGCUGCGCAUCGGACGUGACGUCGGGUUUGAGCGACGGCAACGACGGCCAAUCAGACAAGAGCUACCAGGAAGUGACCGAGCGGCAUCCUGACAGGAAGUUGAGGAGGAAAAUGAGGGCACAGCUGAGGCUCACAGGGGUGUCCAACAUGGCCGACCGCGUGGUGGAAUGUCAGCUGAGCACUCAUGACAGCAAGAUGGUGACCUUCAAGUUUGACCUAGACGGUGACAACCCCGAAGACAUCGCCUCCGUGAUGUUGCACAGAGACUUCAUCCUGGCGAGCGAGCGAACAGCAUUCGUCCUGCGCAUGUAUGACAUCAUCGGCAGGGCGGAGUCUAUGAUGAUGCAACAGAAGCAGACCGAGACGGCGGCCGAGCGCUCGUCCAGUACGCCGUCCGGCCCCCCGUUCGAUGAUUUGGCGGAGGCUGAGCAGUCCCCCUCCAAGGAUGUCAAGGCUGAGGCCACGCCCCUCGCCGCACCGCCGCUGUCGCAGUCUUCCUACAAUUCAGCCCCCCCGGCCCCCCACACAGGGGCCCCACCAUCUGCCCGGUAUCCCUCUCAGCCUCUGGCGUACGCUCCCUACACCUCGGCCACCGCCCCCCCUCCUCAGUGGCCGCCCCCCAGCGCCCCUCCGCUCUCCUCCCCCGUGGGCGGGGCUCCUCAGUGGCCACCCCCCGACCAACCUCUCUUCUCUCUGGCCAACAUGAUGUCGCUAGCCAUGAGCAUGGCCAGCUCCUUGCUCCCCGCCCACACCUACCACCCCCCUGGCCCUCCGCCCUUCACGCCGCCCAUCCGGCGUCCAUCCACUGGGACAGGCGCCGCCCAUCGGGAGCAACAGGGGGCGUCGGUCAGCUUCAGCCCCACAGAGCUAAGUUACCCCUCAACCCUGCCCCCUCAUGGUUCUGCCCCACCCCCGAUCCUGCUAGCCCCUCCUCUUCAACACACGCGCAGUCCGCCGUCACACCUUCAACCGGACCGGCGGCCAAAUGUGACGACGGCGCGCUCCCCGCCCCCGUCUCAGAUGAGCCAAUCGGAGAGCUCCGAGAGCGUCUCAGAGGAAGAGAGCCAAUCAGAGAGCAGUUGCUCUGGCGACGCGGGUGGACGGCCGGAUGAGCGGAGGAGGAGGGGCGGGCGCAAGGUGACCACCGGCGCGUGGGAGGGGACGUCCGGCGGCCAGUCGCGGAGCCGCUCUUACGUCACGUCCGACGAAUCGGACGACGACGACGACACGUGGGACGAGCUGAAGGAGAUUCGGGAAAGACACCUGCUGGAGGUGCGCCGCCUGCAGGCCAAUCAGAAGCGAGAGAUGGACGAGCUGUGCCAAAGGAUGGGUAAAGGCCCGCCCCUCGGCGCUGUCGCCCCCGCCGCCAUGUUGAACCAACGUCGCCUCCAUAGGCCUGAUGUGCUGCCCCCCACAGGUAUCAUGAGAAAGCGUUCCCUGGAGAGGCCGAGCAGAGUGUCGUUUGUCCCGGGACACACGUAUGUGGUGAGCCAUCGGCAGCGUUCUUCUUCCUCUUCUUCGUCUGUGGUUUGCUUUGUUGACGUGACCUUUGACCUAACAGCCUGACACCAACCUGAGUGUUGAAGAUGAAGAUACAUGACGAUGAUCCUCACUGCUUUGAUUCUGGAAGAUUCGCCUUCUGUGAGCGCUCGCGGCUGAUCAAAACAUAGCUAGCUAGUUAGUUAGCCACACGGUCGAUGCUAACCCGCUAAUGUAGCUAGCCCCGCUAACAACGCUAGCAGCUUCCAGCUGACAACGCUGUGUGUCGUUUAAAGGCUCGGGCCUUUUAACAAAAAACCACAGGAACCGAGAGGGGACGCCACGACCCUUCGGAACGUCUCGGCAGCCUUUCGGAUCGCGGAAUUUCGGCUUAAGCUCGUAAAGUAGAUUCAGCUCCGUUAAAGACAGCUGUUAGCUCCCUCGCCAAGAUGACCGACGAAGAGAGCGCGCGACUUUCCCAGAUCGCCGUUGCCAUGACAACUCAAAGAAGGUGCCGUAUCUACUCGAUGUGAGGCUUGUUGGCAAAAGUGAUAUUGCUGACAAAGGGGAGGUCAACAAAAGACUUCCAAGGACAAAGAACCUCCUUUCAGUUUUUGGAGGAGGAAGUCGGCCUCAUCGUAGGCUUGCAGAGCAGACGUCUGGCCGCGGCGAAAACACGCUUAGCACGUGAGCGCAACCCUCUGAUCUGAGACUUGCUGGCUGUUAAUAAAGUUUUCUUUGUACAAUC
This is a messenger RNA of Phyllopteryx taeniolatus (common seadragon), 4409 nucleotides long. RefSeq names its product WNK lysine deficient protein kinase 4b (gene wnk4b). The transcript is spliced from 22 exons. The record is from RefSeq and is a predicted model, not a curated record. Gene Ontology annotation, cellular component: cytoplasm; cytosol. Gene Ontology annotation, biological process: negative regulation of sodium ion transport; protein phosphorylation; renal sodium ion absorption. Gene Ontology annotation, molecular function: protein serine/threonine kinase activity; ATP binding; potassium channel inhibitor activity. Lineage: Eukaryota; Metazoa; Chordata; Actinopteri; Syngnathiformes; Syngnathidae. Bases 515 to 3748 code for a protein of 1077 amino acids.